AGCUGGCUUGCACUCUAGUUUUGCAGUAUAUCAAGGGCGAUGCUGCAUCCGUCCUUCAUCUUUUCAACUUCCCCUUUCUCCCAUCAACCAAACCUCCUUUCCAACCUUGAACACCUGAUACCACUCUCGGCCUCCGUCUUUCCAAUCUCUCCCUUCCACGCCUCUACCCAUCCUGCUCGGGUUGCCGUUCAGCACUAAACCUGGUGCCACGCCAACCUAUCUACUACCACCGCACCUUUGCGACAUCACGCUCCCGCCUUUCUCGCCUCCCACACUCACGAACAACAUGGCAUCGGUUCUUGGCGAGGUCCCGACCAUCGUCGCCUUCGCGGCCAAAUGCCUAACCUGUGCCUGGAACUAUGGCUAUGCCUUUCACAGGGCCGAAAGGGAUCAGCUGGUCUACAAGGACUGCGCGAGAGCACUGGGCGACACACUUCUCUACCUGCGGAUUCUUCGAACCGAGGCCCGGCACGCCCUCAAUUACCGGGCGGGGUACUUCAAGAGGAUCUUGGAUGCAGAGCGCCGCCUUUACGCGACGACUGCGAAAGCAAACCGGAAGGUGGGAACGAUCAUCAAGGAGGAUACCCUUAUAGCCCGGCUGCGGUGGGCCAGUGGCGUCCGGCCCAAUGCGGCGGCUGCCAUGGCUAUGAUCGACGAGGCGGUUAGAGAUGUCCGCGAAGAGUUUGAAGAUGAGUUCGCGGGACUCGAUGAUAUGUCGGAGGAGGAUUGGGAGCGGAUGAAUGCCACGUCACGAGUCCUGGAGCAGACGAUGGUGGCAUUCAACAGCUCCAAGUAGGACUCGCUGCCAGUCCAUCCCCACCACCACCACCAACCAGAGCAACGGCAGCGAUGGAGAUGGGAGCGACGAGGAUCUCUACAGCGAACAGGAGUUCGACAUGGGCCAGGAAAGCAGCAGCCUUACUUGGCAUGAGCCACUGCUGGCGGGAUUUUUUUUUUACUUUUUGCUUUUUUGUCUUCUUUCCCCUCUUUUCCCUCCGUUUUUUUCUCUUUAUUUCUUUAUCUUUUCCUUCGUCUUUUCCUCCUAUAAUGUUCGUCCUACCUUUUGAGAUUGCUCUCCCAUCACGCCGUUUUACAUUUGCCUUCCGUUGGUCCCCUCUUUCCUUUUUCCUUUCCUUCCGCUCUUUCUCGUCUCUCUUUUGUACCAUGUGCAUUUGGAUUACACGUCGGGUCGUCUUUCACGUUUGGAUUCAAAUGAAAAUAUUAGGCAGAGUGAUCCCGGAAAUAAAAUCCAAAAACCAACUUUGCGCUUCCCAAUCCCCAUUCUCGU
Messenger RNA from Gaeumannomyces tritici R3-111a-1, 1288 nucleotides. RefSeq lists its product as hypothetical. Bases 287 to 796 code for a protein of 169 amino acids. The transcript has a single exon. The record is from RefSeq and is a predicted model, not a curated record. Lineage: Eukaryota; Fungi; Ascomycota; Sordariomycetes; Magnaporthales; Magnaporthaceae.